Dracunculus medinensis (Guinea worm) is the source of this 5037-nucleotide messenger RNA. NCBI's taxonomy places the organism in Eukaryota, Metazoa, Nematoda, Chromadorea, Rhabditida, Dracunculidae. The record is from the annotation of a GenBank genome assembly.
AUGACGGAGUCACCAUGCUUGGGGUUUGAGCCGCAAACUUACUUAAAGGAACGCUGCAAGAAAUGUUUUCGUCUACGAUCAAAUCACGAUGAAUCGACGACGGCAAUUAAGAAGAAUUCGAACACGAAUAAUCAGCCUUCAUCUAACGCUACCAAAGAACGUAGUCGAGAAAAAAGGCGAUCGUGGAAGGACAAAUUAUCGGGACAAGAUAACAGCGGUCCUGAACACACUAACGAAGAAGUUGAUGAUGAGACUACGACGACUUCAUUAUCAUAUAAAUCAGCGGUAAGCUCGAAGAAAAUUUCAAGUGCGAAGUCGAUUGAUAGUAUUUCUUCAAUUUAUGACUCAAAAAGUCUUGUAACUGCGAUUUCUGAGAGUAUCACUGAUAACGAACGGGCUGCCACACCAACGGAAAAUGAUCCGUUAUUUUCCGAUACUUCCAUCAUGAAAAGAGAGAUCGAACUUUUAAAGGAAGAAAUCUCACAGUUGAAAGAAGAACGACAAAAUUGGACAUAUCGGAGGACAAAAAAUGAGAAUGAAGAGGAUCAAACAUUUAUCGAAAUAUUAGAAGAACGACUUGCUGAAGCUGAGAAUUGUAUUCAAGACUAUCGCGACGAGAAUACCGUUUUAAAAUGUGAACUACGUGAAUUGCAGGAUCAGUAUCGCGAAGAGGAAAUCGAAGAAUUUCGCGAACUUCAACGUGAAUUAGAACAAAAUGCUAAAAAUUGCCGAAUUUUGCAAUUUAAAUUGAGAAAAGCAGAAAGAAUGAAAGAGCAAAUCGAAACUGAAAAGCAGCAUUUGAAUGCAAAGGUCAAGGUACUCAUAGCACUUUAUCAUUUAACAUCUUCCCAUUCGAUAACGGCUAGCGAAAAUUCACAAAAUUCAGAUGCGAUUCGAGUUAAGGAAUUAGAAUCUGAAUUGCGGAUCGCUAAAGAAGUUUCUAUUAGAUUACAUAAUGAACUUGAAAAUGCUGAAGACAAACGCUAUAAAUUAGAGUCCAUAUUUGGAGAAUAUAAAUAUAAUAGUGAAAAUUUUCAGAGGCGAAUUAACUCCGAUAUCUCAUUGCCGUUAAGUGAAAAUGAAAUGAGCAAGGAAAUGAGAGAUAUCCUGGAACGAGAAGCCGAUUUAAGAGAUCAACUGAAAUUUACUGAAGAUGAUUUGAAAAGGACACAGUUGCGAUUACAGAAAAGUAAAUUAGAAUGGCAACAAAUAAAAAAAAUAAAGAAUCCAUUGGAGGAUGUUGAGACCGAGAACGAAGAAUUACUAAGGAAACUUGCAAAAUUACGAAGUUCGAAAAGGCCACCAAUGAUGCGCUCUAUAAGUGAAGGGCAUGCUCAAAUUCAAUUGGAAUUGGCUGAACAAGAAGUGGAACAACUCUCGACGAAAGUCGAACGUCUGGAACAAAAGAAUAUACAUCUUUCUAAAAAACUGGUUGAAAUCGAAAUGAACGUGAGUAAACCAAUUUCGACUGAACAAACCGAACCCGGUCGUACUUCGAGUAAAAUUGCUCACUAUGAUAUUCCACCUGAAAUGCGAAAUGAUAUGAGUAAAAUGAUCGCGAAAAUCGACGAAUUACAACGAAAAAAUAUGGAAUUAAAUUUGCAACUUCAAAAUCAGGAUGAUCAUACAAAAAUUCCAGCUUCAAUUGAAAUCUGUAAGGCUAUUGCCCAGCAUUCGAAUGAAAAGCAACAAUCGCUUCUCUUUAUUAGACGCUUUAUAAGCCUUUCAUGGAUUUCAGUGAAUACGGAACUUCGAAUAGAGAAAGAGCACAAGAAAAUGAUCGAAUCCGAAUUAAACGAUUUGAAAAAAAUUAUUGUCCAGUCAGACAAUCAAAAACUUAUUUCCAUGGCUAUAAAGGUUGAAAUACUAAAUAAUCAAUUAUCACUUGCGAAUGAAAGAUGUAAUAAUUUGCAUCGGAAGAUAAUAAAUGACGGUAGCGACAAUGUUAUAUAUAUGAAUGCCCUCAAGCAAAAAUGUGAAGAAAUUGAAAAACAACUAAGCGAACAAAAAGCAAAUGCAUUAUUUAAAAAAUUCCAAGGAGAAACUGCAACUACAGAAGAGAUUGAACAAUGUUGCGAAGUUUUGGCUUCAGUUGAAGCGCAAACACAUCGAAUAUGCAAGCAAAUUGAGAAGAUUGACAAUGCUCAAAAGGAUGAACGUCGGCGUUCGUUAUCGAAAGACGGCAGUGCUGCCAUAAUAGCUGAACUAGCAAGUGUGAUGAGUGAAUUGGAUAAUGUCCAUCGCCUGCUUGAGGCACAUAAGAUAAAUAUUGCAAGUUCCAUGCGACUAUCUCCAGUCAAAAAGGUAUCGGCGUUAAGAGAAGGAGAAAUCUGCGAUCAAUGCAAGGACAAUCAAUCGCUACAAGAUGAAAUCGCAUUUUAUAAAAAGAAAAAUAAAGAUCUCACAAAUCAAAUACUACAAACAGAAGAUCGCUGGAACAUUGAAAUCGAAAAGCAACGACAAAUCUUUGAAGUUGAGAAUAAAAACUUGAAUUCAAAGCUUACUGAUACUGAAAAGGCCAUAGAGGAAUACAAGCUGUUACUUGAAUCAAGAACAGUGGCUCUUGCUGAAAAAGGUCGUAUGCUACAGGAACGAGAUGAAAGAUGUGAAAAAUUGAAGCUUGAAUUGCUCGAGCUUAAAAAAGAAAUACAGGAUAUCGAUUUGGAACGAAAAUCAGCCAAGGAGUACGAAAUUAAGUAUAAAAAAUUAGAGUCAAUGUAUGAUGUAGAUAAAGAGAAAUUCUCGCAAGAAAGAACAAAAAUGAAAACCGAAAUGUCGCUUAUGAAGAAAAAAUUGGAUGACACUUUAACGGAAAUCGAGAGGUUGAAAAAAACUUACGGAAAAAAAGAAACAAUAUGGUUGCAAGAGAAGGAAAAAUUCGAGAAUGAAUUGGCAUCGUUGCGAGAACAUAGGUCAAAGGAAGAUAACAGUGAUAAAGGUGAUGAAGGAGAAACGAUUUGUACGAUAGUGUUCGAUUCGCAAAAUGGUGCAAAAUCAAGUAGAACUGAAGAAAGUAAUGAAAAUCAUGAAAAUGCGGAGAUUAUGAAGAAACAGUUGUUGUACUACGAGAAAAAGAAUGCUGAAUUACUGGCUCAGAUUCGUAGACUUGAAUUGGAAAAAGAAGAAAGUAAGGAUGAAUUAGUGAAAAUGAAACAAAACUGGACGAGGGAUAAAGACAAUCUUUUACAUAAAGCGCGUCAAGAUGAAAAGGGACCAUUAGUUGAAGGAAAUGCUAAAUUUCCAUUAGGGAUCAGUGGAGAGGAAUAUGCAAAUUUGUUUUCGAUUCAGAUACGAAAUGUGGAAUUCGAUGCUUUACAACAAAAAUUUACUAGUAGAAUGAAAAUUAUGGAAGACACAAAUAAGUCACUGCAUUCACAGUUAGUGCAAGCUCGUCGAGAGCGCGAUUAUCAUCGUGAAGCUCUAUCGACAUAUAGAAGGCAAAUUUCUGAAGAAGAGCAACGAAUCGAAAAAAAUCUAGAGAAUCAGUCGAAUUUAGCCAGAAAAUGUUCUGAUAUGACGAAGCAAAUUACGAAUUUGGAGAAUGAGCUAAAGCAAGUGAGGAAUGAUCUUAAGCUAGCCAAGGAAACUCAUGAAAGUGAUAAAGCGUUAUGGCUUGUAGAAAGGACGCACUUCAAGGCAUCCACUGAAACGAAUGAUUAUGAUAAUGAUGAUAAAAUAAUGGAAAAGGCAUUAAAAGCAGCCGAAAAUGUCCAAAAGAAAUAUUCGGAAUAUCAGAAGUUUUAUUCGCAAGAAGUAAAUCGUCUCCAUGCAAAAAUUAAGGAAUUGACCAAUGAUAAUCUAUCGAAACAAAGCGAAACGGAAAGAAUUUCUAAAGAAGUAAAAUCCAAUUUUUAUGAUAAGAACUAUAGUAAUAAUUUAAAAUUGCUUCAUGAGCAGAUUAAAGUCUUGGAAAUAAGUCAACGAAAUUUGAUACAAGCACGCGAUUUACAAAUAAGCGCCAAGGAAACUAUAGAAAAUGAAUUGUCAAGAAUUCAAGAAAAUGUCCGACUGAAUGAACUGCACCGCCUUACAAGAAAGUACCGAAUUGCAUCCUUGAUCGACCAGCUUAAUGUGAUACUGGAAAAUCUACGUAAAAGAGGUCGAUAUGAUCAAGAAUGUUACGAUAAAAUCAAAGACUGUUUAUCACAACUGAAAAUGAUUAGAGAAGAAGAUAAUCAACUAUCGCAAUACUCAAGUUACACGCAUGAGAAUAAACCACAAACAUCGUCGAGUAAUGGUGAAAAACAAGAAUUGGUAGGCAUUGAUUCGGAUGGUGUUUCAGUAGGACCUUCGGAUAAUCUUUCUCAAUCCUCAUUAUCUGUACGAUCGUAUAAUACGCUUCCCACUUCUUACAAAUGGUCUUCUCUACAUUCAGCUAUGAUCAAUCACUCUCGAUCGACGAGCAUUGAGAAUUAUCAGAUGAAUGAAUCUCAGCCACUUGAAAAUUCGUCGCAGCAGGCGAUAAAAAAAGUUGGAAUCUAUCCAGAUCCACCGCCAAGUCUCAUUAUCAAUAAAGAAAAGAAUAUCGAAUACGAUAAAGACGGUCGUUUACGCUAUAUUCCUAGAAAUAACACUUCAAGAUCCACUUCAUGCGAAGUUGAAGAAGGAACAAAUGCAACAAUUGACACUAACACUGGGGCCGAUAUCGAUAACAAUAUCUCUAGACAGGCUCAUUCACGUAGUAACAGUGCAGGUACAAAUAUUUUAUACAAAAUACGUCGCGAAGAAUUAGCCAGGGGCGGUCAACCAUCAGUUAAAUUAAUGGCAAAGGCAUUUGAUUCGAUGCAUGAUUCAGAACCAACGAAAUCAUUUUUCAGUCUUAGAAAAUCUCGAUCAGUCGAAACUAACGAAACAUCUCGUAAUAUAGAAUCUGUUACAAGCGUAUUGCCCAGUUCCAGUAGCGCUUCGGUGACAGUACUUGGCCGAAAUACAUCAUUAAGUCAAAUAGAAGAAUUAAUGGGAAGUCAGUCACCAUACGGUAACACGAUGCCCCGUAUAAAUCGAAAUCCCUUUAAAAAUAUGGGUAACCAUUUAUAA